Molecule: messenger RNA, 2897 nt
Organism: Marasmius oreades (fairy-ring Marasmius)
Lineage: Eukaryota; Fungi; Basidiomycota; Agaricomycetes; Agaricales; Marasmiaceae
Exons: 8
Coding region: 985-2655 (556 amino acids)
Molecular function (GO): monooxygenase activity; iron ion binding; oxidoreductase activity, acting on paired donors, with incorporation or reduction of molecular oxygen
Source: RefSeq, a predicted model, not a curated record
CGGCAGCACACCAAUCGCCAUCGAUCGUUUUUGGAAAGCUUCUGUCGAAACUACAGAGAACUGCCUUCCUCUUGUCUGUGGCAAUAGUUAUGCCGAUUAGACCCUCUUGAUCUAUGGUGAACCUGUGGCCAUAGUCGAUCUCUUCGUUGCUUGAAAGGGGUUCAAGUUAUCUAUGCCAGUACCGACAGCUGCAUUUUUAGGGUCUGAAAACAGGGUAGGACGGUUGAGGAGACCUCCUUCCCACUGCUAUCCAUGCCAUGGCGGUGAACUUACCGCGGCGGCGCCCAGACAAGUCGCUCUUGCAGAAGGGAGUGGUCGGUAUGGCACGGGCUUUCGAGCAUUCCGGCUGCAUAUUGAUAUCGACCUCGAUGCUUAUUCCUCGAGCAGGAGCCUAGGCAGACGGGACGUUAUAGGUUUCAGAAUAUAGCGUCGCCGACCGGCCAAUGUUCUUUGCUGGAGUUGUUGGGACCUUGGACCGUGCGUCCAAGAGUCAAGUCGUCUAGGUACGGUCGACUACUGUUGAAACUCCCGCAAUUGACCUGACUAGUACUAUUGCGUGUGCAUGAGCUGGCCUGCCCGACUCCAACAUCUCAUCAGUAUCAUGAUCAAACUUCAGCAUUAGCAUGCUAUUGGAAUCCGCCCCCAAUUUUGUUUCUUUUUUGCAAGCUGAUCAACUACUUAGUUAACGGAACCCGGAUCACCGGUGUAGCAGAGUACGCCGUGUACAUGCGAUAGGCUAGCGGCCAAACCGGAAACGUGUAGUUCCUCUAUAAACCACAUCCAUCAUGAAUCCAUACCGCACCACUGGAAGAUCUCCCGCUCCCAACAAAGUACAGGAAUUGUUCCGCCACUGAAGGAAAUAAUAAUUGGUAUAAAAAGCGACCAGAAACCACGAAUUCUCUCCAACCCAGGAGGCUAAUCGAUUUUUUACUACUCUCUUCUUUUCGCUUCUUCACCUUCCUUCCUAUAUUGUUUUCAUUCAGAAUGCUGGUACCAUUCGAUAUCAUUCCCUCAGCUUCGCCUGUUUUCGUUUUAGCAACUUCCGUUGGCCUCCUGGGGGGGUCCAUCAUCCUCAUCGUCUUUUUCUUCUUCACCGUCACAGCUCUCAAAGCGCAUCGAGAACAGUCUAUCUUACCAAAGGGACUCCCAUUCCUUGGAAAGAAGAACGAAUUUCUGGCUUCCAUCCGGGCUAACGCGCGUGGAGCAAGCGAUUCUUUCAGAUUGUUUACGGAGGCUUACGAAAAGUAUUCGACCAAGGGUUUGGUGUCUGUAGUCCCGACAUGGACGAAAGGCCCUCAAGUACUCGUCCCCACCGCUCUGAUCAACUGGCUCGCCCACGAACCCGAGCACGUCAUGAACGCUAGAGACUGUACCUUCGAGGACAUGCAAUUUGCCUAUACUACGGCGCAUCCAGAGAUCAUGAACAACGAUAUGCUGGACCUGAUGAUCAAACGGGAGUUAACGCGCCACGUCGGGAAUCUCAAUGACAAGAUCGUCAACGAGGUCUCCUUGGCCAUGGGAGAGAUGUUCGGCACCGGCGACUUAUCGGAAAGUGGCCAAGGGGAAUGGAGGGAAGUCGGUAUCUGGGAUAGCUCGAUGCGACUUGUGGUGAAGGCUGCUAACAGUGUUUUCGUCGGUUCUGAUCUUUGCCGAAACGAAGAAUACACGCAAGCCUGCAUGUCCUGGGUUUGGGACGUUGCCACAAGUAGUGCGGUGAUGCACAUGUUCCCCAAGUUCCUAAAACCGCAUGUUUCCAAGCUCGUAACGUACAAGAACCGUCGCGAUGCCAGAGUCAGCAUAAAGCAUACUCUCCCACUUGUUGAAGAACGUAUCGCAAACAUGACCCGGGCUCAAAAUGACAAGUCCUUCGAGUAUGAGGCACCGAAUGAUCUGAUCACUUGGAUGGUGAAAGAAUCUUUCAAACGUACCUCCGAAAGCGAGACCUCGGCGUACUCUCUCGCCUACCGUAUCCUUCUCCUCAACUUUGCUGCUGUCAUCACCUCUACCAUCGCCUCCGCCAACUUCAUCCUCGAUAUCAUGUCCACAGAUCCAUCGGAAAACGUCGUCGAACUGCUUCGUGAGGAAGCCGAACGCGUAUACAGAGAACACGAUGGUGUCUGGUCCAAGGCUGCUGUUGCCAAGCUCGUCAGGCUCGACAGUGCUCUACGAGAAUCCGGAAGAUAUUCCUGUGUCGGAGGAUCCGCCAUUACACGACGAGUUUGGACAGACGACGGUGUGGUCUUGCCUAUCGAUGGGAAGGAAGGAGAGGGCAGCGGUCUCUGGGUGCCCAAGGGAGCAACUGUUGGUGUUGCACAACACCAGAUUCACUUCGAUGAGAAGUACUACGGGCCGACUGUCGCCAAAUUUGACCCCUUUAGGUUCUCGAGACCUAAGGAACAGGGUAUUUCGACGACGAACGAAGAUAUGGUUACCACCUCGACGCAUUACUUGACGUUCUCGCACGGUGUCCAUGCCUGCCCUGGUCGAUUCUUCGCCGCGAACGAGUUGAAAUUGAUUAUGGUGAACAUCUUGUUGAAUUACGAGAUCCAAUCAAUGCCCACGCGUCCACCAAAUGAAGCUUUGGGAGAUGUGAAGAUUCCUUCAAGGAAACGGACGAUGAUGAUUCGGAAAAGGGCAAGAGUUAUGGAUGUUUGAAACCUGAACCCCCCGCACCGCUAUUGAACUGAAGUGUUUUAUCAAUAUUUAACCUAAGAGUCGUUCUUUCUCUUUCAUUACUUUUACUUUCCCAUUCCAAUAUCUGUAUCUAUAGGCCUAUCGUUAAGAGUAAACCCUUGAUAGAUAAUUUAUUACACUUAGUACUUUCGCUCCUUGACAGAAUACACUCAAACUGUCGAUAAAUAACAGAUCAUCUGAUCGCGAUAAAACUUUCCGCACAG